This is a messenger RNA of Xyrauchen texanus (razorback sucker), 2872 nucleotides long. Its product is annotated as zinc finger protein 740-like. Gene Ontology annotation, biological process: regulation of transcription by RNA polymerase II. Gene Ontology annotation, molecular function: RNA polymerase II cis-regulatory region sequence-specific DNA binding; DNA-binding transcription factor activity, RNA polymerase II-specific. The record is from RefSeq and is a predicted model, not a curated record. Lineage: Eukaryota; Metazoa; Chordata; Actinopteri; Cypriniformes; Catostomidae. The transcript has 6 exons. Bases 139 to 855 code for a protein of 238 amino acids. Gene Ontology annotation, cellular component: nucleus.
CUCCCCAUAGAGCACUUCCUGUAACGUUUCCUGUGUUUGUAAACUGAAAAAUUGCUAGUCCGACAAGAAAAUCUCUAUCUACUGUAAGCGAGGAAGACGAAGGCUGGGGUGCUGGGCUGUGAAGCGGUGCUGUCCAGCAUGGCACUCAUGCAGGCUGGUUCGAUGCCUAGUCAUAAGAAGAUGGGCUCUCAUAUGGGCCAGGGACAGAGAGAAAACCAUCACAGCCACAAUCACAACCAGGAGACCCACCGCCAGCUCGGCCACAUGGUGCUAUCCUCAGGAGUCAGCUGCCCACCACUGCUUAUCCGCAAGGACGGAGAGUUUCACUCGUCCCGGCUUAUGGAUGAAAAAAACACACAAGCCAGCCAGAACACACAACCAAAGAAGAAGAACAGGAAGUCUGGACUUACCACCAAAAUGAGAGAAAAACCCCAGGUGGAGAUUGCUGAUGCUGACGACGAUAGCUCACUCGGCUCUCAAGUGCAGAAGAACUUCAUCUGUGAGCACUGCUACAGUGCAUUCCGCAGUAGUUACCAUCUAAAACGGCACAUUCUCACCCAUACGGGGGAGAAGCCAUUCGGGUGUGAUAUGUGUGACAUGAGGUUUAUUCAGCGCUAUCACCUGGAGAGACACAAGCGUGUUCACAGUGGUGAGAAGCCUUACCAGUGUGACCGCUGCCAACAGAACUUUUCAAGAACUGACAGGUUACUACGACAUCGGCGUUUGUGUGCUGUGGGCAUCCCUAAAGAGGAGAACCAGCCGUGCAUUGAGGGAAGGCCGUAUUCUCAGGAUCCCUCCCAGCACAAUCCAUCCUGGGGCCCACUGCAGACAAGCAACAGCAGGCUGGCGGUGUGACAGGAAUUCUGUCCGCUUAUACAAAUCUCUCCUCAGCAAACCCAGUGGAUUCUUUGCAGCCAACAUACAGUCCAGCACUGUAGCGGAACGGACAUGAGUCUGAGCCUGUAAGCUGUUUAAAGUGACACAUCCAGCUCACUAACAGUGGACACUUACACUUGUUAGACUCUGGGAAAUAGUAUUUUGUAUACCUAAUAAUCGUAGAUGGUACUGUCAUCAGCAGGUCGUUUAGUUAUUCAUUCAGUCCAGGCAGUAAUGCCUUCUGUGUAUAAAAUAGAGAAUUUCUUCCUUUGUAGCUAUAGUAGAGGGUGUAGUUAGGGGUUAAUGCAUAGCAGGAUUGUUCGCAGUGUUACAAUAAAAGAGAAAAUGAACAUUCUGUCAUAAUUUACCGUACUCACCCUCAUGUUGUUCCAAACCCAAUUGACUGACUUCUGUGAAACACAAAGGGAGAUGAUAGAUGGUAUGUUACAGAACUUUGAUUUUUGGGAGAACUAUCCCUUGAGCAUGAGCGACCUCACAUGUCAUCGCACGUUGCCUUUUCUGUCUGUGCAGUGAGACGUAGAGACAGUAGACACAAUCUGAUUGGAGAAGUUUUCUCAAUGUGCACAUCAAUGGAUCAUUAUCAUUUAUAGUAUUUUCCAAUUAAAGGAAUAAUCCUAGUUCAAUACAAGUUGAGCUCAAUCGACAGCAUUUUGGGCAUAAUGUUGAUUAGCUCAAAAAUGUAUUUUGAAUUGUACUUUAAAAAAAAAAAAUUGAGGUUACAAUGGAAGUGAAUGGGGCCAAUUUUUGCAGGGUUUAAAUGCAGAAAUGUGAAGCUUAUAAUUUUAUAUAAGCACUUACAUAAAUUCUUCUGUUAAAACUCAUGUAUUAUUUGAGCUGUAACGUUGUUUAAAUCAUAAUUUUUACAUCCAUUUUAGAGUUUUAGGGUUUACAGUGUUAUGCUGUCAUGGCAACAAAGUUUACACAAAAAACAUACUUGAUUUUAUCACACUAAAAUCAUGUUUACAGUGAGUAUUUUAACAUUUACGGAUUGGCCCCAAUUCACUUCCAUUGUAAGUGCCUCACUGCUACCCAAAUAUUUGCCUUUUUAAAAGAAAUUGAAGGAUGAGUCGAAAUAAUUUUUUAGUUUUUUAAAGAAAAGGAGGGGCAAGUCAAAAUAAUUUUUUUUGGUUAUCAACAUUAUGCCACAAAUGCUUUCAAUUGAGCUUAACUUGGAUUGAACCCGGAAUAUUCCUUUAAAUACUGUGAUAAAAGGCUUGUGGUCAUUGAGAGUUUUACACAGGCUGUGCAGUUUUAGCAGAAACACCUGGAACAUCAUAACUCCAUCCUAUAUCCACAGGAGAGAUCAUGUUUUGGACUAUGGUGUCAAGCUUUUGAAGUUGGCUUUUCGGUCAACAUGAACACUGACUUUUAACAACGACAUUAGACAUAUUGUCACAGUAAUGAUGUGACAUUUUUACAGUAUGAUGGGACAAGUUUGUUUUAGCAUUGCAUUUCAGUUUCUCUUCUUAAAUCACUGGAUUGAUGAAGUUGAGCCCCAGAGUAGUGCUGAAAACCUUGUAAUAGGCUGUAUAGUUCGUAGAGAGACAGAUGUUUAUAUAAAGGUCUCGCUAUGUUUCGUAUUUCGCCAACCUCUGCCCUUGAACACAGACUUCUUGCACAGUUUUCCACUGCUGUGCUUGAGUUCAUAUAUUUUUUCCAGCAUUUUAAAUAAUUUUAUUAGAAAUUGUGGUAGGACUAGACUGCUGCCACUGUGUAAUGUAGUGAUUUCACUGUAUUCGUUUUUAUGUGCGUACAUUUAUUUGCAUGAUUUUUCUUUUGACAAAUUAACUUUCUACGGUUCAUGUAUUGUGAUUGUUUAAAAGAAUGAAAUGCUUUGAUCCAUUGUUCAUUAUUUCUUUUUCCACCAUCCUCAAAUGCAAACUACAAAUGAAGUUUGUUGUCCUCCUGUUAUGCACCAUGUAGUGAGCAAAGGCAUAGGACCUCACAUUUACAAUAAAUUUUGUUUUUAAAAAAA